Molecule: messenger RNA, 2348 nt
Organism: Ruditapes philippinarum (Manila clam)
Lineage: Eukaryota; Metazoa; Mollusca; Bivalvia; Venerida; Veneridae
Product: sterile alpha motif domain-containing protein 15-like
Exons: 4
Coding region: 56-499 (147 amino acids)
Molecular function (GO): protein binding
Source: RefSeq, a predicted model, not a curated record
CGGGUAUCAGGUGCUCGAAGGGAGGUGAUUAUUGCGUCCUUGGCGACGUUUACAAAUGGCUGAAAUGAAGAGUGCAGUUGAGGAUUUAAAAGAUGAGCGAGUUCCACAGUGUUUGUACUGGAAUGUGGAACAAGUAGCCGACUGGAUAGAAGAUAUAGGUUUUCCUGACUACAGACUAUGUAUUACAGAGAACAUGAUCAAUGGUAGAAAGCUGAUUCAUUUAGAAGCCUCACAUCUGCCCAACAUUGGAAUAACAGACUUUGAACAUAUCAAGAUAAUUGCAAAAAGUGUACGAGACUUAUUAACUUUAGAGGAACCCAACUGGAACCGAAGCAUUUCACUGCCUCCUAGAAGUGAUAUUGGAAUGUAUUUAGAAAAGAAAGCAGGCACUGGAAAAGAAAUGGAUUCUGUGACCUAUGAGAAAUAUUUACUUGACUUUACAGAUCCAAAAUGGAAACCGCCAUUAGCAAAUCACUGCCUUAUUCUUCCAAGUACAUAAGAAAUAGUCAUGUAUGCAAAUAAAAAGUAAAAGAAGACGAAUGUCACUACAAGCAUGUUCAAAUUUCACCUUCAUUCGUCACCAAUCAAAUAUUUACUAUUUUUGAGUGGAAAAAUAACUAUAAAUGUGCUAAUAAAGAGUCUCAUAUGACAUUGAAACAAACAUUAACUUUAAACAUUGGAUAUACAGUAAAACCUGUGCAGAACAACCAUAUAAAGAGCAAAAACCUCUUUACUACAACAGCAUCGAUUCUUCCCAAAGAAGACUUCACAAUACAUGCAAUCUGUCUAGAGCAAUAUGUCUCAGCAACAACCUAAAUUUUUGGCAUCAGAAGGGUGUUUCAUUGUAGAGGUUUUACUGUACCAUAAUAGUUAAUUGAUAUCGGGAAAAAACUGAAACUGUUAUUUCUGGAACUUUAACUGAAACAACCCUUAUAAAGACAAGGCAGUAUUUUUUUUUUAAGUUUACCAAUUAUUUAUUAUAAUUAUUAUUAUAAUGAGACCUGUUCAUUCUUAUUUUUCAGAUUGUUUUAAUUGUUUAAACCAAUACCAUUAACUAUUUGUGUGCCAAAACUAUAUUAAAAGAAAAGUGAUUGUUAUAUAUUUUGACAAAACUUUGUUCAUCAAUUAAAGGGACUCCACUGAAGUUGUUUUGACAUGACAGGGCUGGAAAUAUUUUUUUGAAGAUUUUCAUUCUCUGCAGGUCUAUACCAAUAAAGUGUGCAAAAUUUCAGAUCAUUUGCUCACUUUGUUUUUUUCCAGUAUAUAAUCAUUUUAUUGUGCAAAAUGACCUAAAAAUGAAAACCAUCAUAUAAAGGCUUUUAAUAAACUUACAUCAGAAAAAGAAUUGCUCUAGACAUAUUGAUUUGAAUCAAAAUUCUGGGUAUAUUUCUUUAUUGUCAUUUUCCUAUAUUUCCAUUUUAAGUGGCCUGGCAGUUGAUCAGUGUAAGAUAUUUCUAAAAUUUUUUUAACUUUUACACCUCAGUGGAGCUUCUUAAACAGAGACCUAAGAUGUUUUAGAUUAAAACUAAAUGAAUGUUAUUUUAAUAGAAGACACAUGUACCUUUGACUAUAUAACCUAUAUUCACAUAAAACCUGUAUAUUGUAACUGUGCCGUAUUUCAAACCUUCUGUCUCAUUUUGUGUUAUAAAGCUACAAAUUAAUAUGUAUACAAAUGUAUUUCUUUGCACUAUAAUUUUUCUAACACCUUUUAUAUAUUUGGCAUUUGUACUUGUUUUAUAUAUUUAGCUACAUGUAUGUUACUAAAGUGCACUGCUCUUUUGCAAGUUUCUGUACAUUAGAUUAAGAAAUAUUAUAACCCUUAACAAUUGGUGCAACCAAAAGUGAUCAGCCUUUGCCACCAGUUUAUUGGCAGGCCAGCCUGAACCAGGCUCUAUACUGUUGGUAGCUUAAUUUUUGUAUUUUGAUAGUGAACUUCCCUUAAGCUUUGAAUGGACUGUUUCAAAUUCAAAGCUGAGCAAGUCCAUUGCAAAAUUUUAGCAGGUUAUGGGUUAGAGGAAAGAGGAAAUAUAUAUUUUUUAUAACGUAUGUGCAGUUUAUUUGUAUUCGGACUUGGAAUAAGAAUAAACUGGUGGGCUUCAUUGGUAAUUGUUCUGGAAUGGGUCAUUUGCUUUAUUGCCAUGGCAACUUUUAUUGAAAUUUAAUUUAAAUUUCAUAAGAAAUUUGAAAUUCUGACUUAACAUGUUUUUGUUCAUAAGUUUAAAGGUGCAUGACAUGUUUUAUUGAGUUUUUAUGGAUUUAAGGGUGUCAUAGUUUGACUUGUCAGGCAUUUAUCUUAUUUUCAUUGAAGAUGUAACAUUUUGUUGAAUUAUUUACCUUAUUUUGUACUC